Molecule: messenger RNA, 1638 nt
Organism: Penicillium daleae
Lineage: Eukaryota; Fungi; Ascomycota; Eurotiomycetes; Eurotiales; Aspergillaceae
Exons: 2
Coding region: 1-1638 (545 amino acids)
Molecular function (GO): ubiquitin binding
Source: RefSeq, a predicted model, not a curated record
AUGGGGUCCUGCAGCGAUGAUCUGAGAAAUGAACUGGAGAAGGAGUACUGUCCUCCAGUUGACUCUGCCUUAUUUGCCGCAAUCACGACGGACUUUGACCUGACAAACCCCGAUGAGGUCAAGUCACUGCGUGAGACGCUAGACUCUAUCAAGGAACUAGCAAUCCAACAAGAAGACCUCCCAUUUGACCCAUCAGGCACAGCCAAUGAUCAUCUGGAUGUUGCUGACACGGGUGCAAGCUCAUCCGCAACUGGUCAAGGCACACUGCUAACCCAUAGUGAUAGUACCAGCCAGGAAUCGCAUUUCUUCCUGGAUGGGAGCGACACCAGGAGUUCAAAAUCUCAAACUACCUGCCACUCAACAUACACAAUUGCAGCCGAUGGGUCUGUUCAGCUUAUUGGUGGCAGUGAUCAAGACAAGGUGAACUUGCUGCUGGACAUGUUCCCCGACAUUUCCCCUUUCAAUGUUGAGCAGAGCUUGAAGAAGAGCAACGGAGACAUUGACAAGUCGAUGGACAUCCUGCUCAACUUGUCUUUCUUCGACCAAGCCAAGACUGAUGAAGAUCAAGUCGUCAUCCCUAAGGGAUUGGACGGGUUCGUGGCGGAGAUUCCCGACAUUGGUCGCCAAAAAGGGCGGAAGAAAAAGCGCAACAAGAACAACAAGGUCUCGUUUGUACCGACGUUGCCCACCGAUGAUCCACCCGCCACAAACAAGUGGGAGACAGGCCAAGCUGACGUUGAGUUCAUUUGCUCUCGUACACCUGAUCUCCCACGGCACAAAGUUGCAUCCGCAUAUACGGCGAACAACAGAUCUCUGUCUGCGACAAUCAAGGCAUUGGCUCUCGCUCAUGCAGUGGACGAUAUCAGUGAAGCGGAACUUGCACCCGUCCUACAGUCUCAAUUGGACGAACUUGUGGGUGAUUACCCCAACGUUUCCCAAGCCACUCUCGUUGGGCUGCUCCGAAUUACACGCAACAUGAUCUCCGCCGCAAAUGAGCUGGCAGCUGAGAUGAUCCACCAACCAUCAGACAUCUCCGUGAAUGACUUGAUCAAGAUCACCGCGCCGAAACUUAACCUGGACGACGAGGCGGACGACGUCCACACACCAAGCCGCCAGAACAAAGAGAAUUUCCGCAGCGCGCUUGACUACGAAAGCGAGCAAGCAGCUGCCAAUGCCUACUUUGCUGCCAAAUCCACUGCAAACAUGCAAGCAGCACAGGCCGCCCGGAAAGCCAAGUCGGACCCAUUGUAUGGGGGUGCCUCACAUUAUUAUCGUGAGGUUGCGCAGCAAAACCGGGAGCUUGCAAUGCGGCAUCUCUCUGCGGCCUCUGAGCGGCUUGUGGAUAGCCAGUCCAGUAACGGGGAUGUGGAUCUGCACGGUUGCCAAGUUCCCCAGGCGAUUCGUAUUGCGCGGGAGCGGGUCGAGGCCUGGUGGGACGGCCUGGGAGAUACCAAGCACGUCCGUGGCGGAGGCAAACAUGUCCACGGCGGCUUCAAGAUCAUCACUGGUGUGGGUCUUCACAGCCGAGAUGGGAAAUCUCGCUUGGGUCCUGCUGUGAGCAAGGCUCUAAUCAGUGAUGGCUGGCGCGUGGAGGUUGGCCGAGGCUUCGUGACCGUUGUUGGUGUUGCUCGCCGUUAG